Molecule: messenger RNA, 834 nt
Organism: Zeugodacus cucurbitae (melon fly)
Lineage: Eukaryota; Metazoa; Arthropoda; Insecta; Diptera; Tephritidae
Gene: Rab18
Product: ras-related protein Rab-18
Exons: 4
Coding region: 117-704 (195 amino acids)
Molecular function (GO): GTPase activity; GTP binding
Source: RefSeq, a predicted model, not a curated record
AGUCAUCAAAAUUAUCGAUAUCAAACAUAAUCGGAUGUAUAAAAUAGAACAUAUAUAAUUAUUUACGUUUCUUUUUUGCAAUUUGUCGAAAAAUUAUUUGCUAUCAAUAAAUUGAUAUGAACGACAGAACAAUUAAAUUGUUGAUAAUUGGGGAAAGUGGGGUUGGAAAGUCUAGCCUCAUCCGUCGAUUUGUUGAAGAUAAAUUUGAUGAUAAUCACGAUGUAACUAUUGGUAUGGAUUUCAAAAGCAAAGUUAUUAAUAUUGAUGGCCUUGAAUAUAAAUUAGCGCUUUGGGAUACGGCAGGGGCUGAACGAUUUCGGAGUCUUACUCCUAGUUUUUAUAGAAAGGCAUUGGGAGCGGUAUUAGUGUAUGACAUCACUAACCGCGAAUCAUUGACAAAAUUGGAGGCGUGGCUUGCAGAGCUUGAAAAUUAUAGUGAUAAUCCGAAUAUUGCUACAAUAGUUGUAGGAAAUAAAAUGGAUAAGGAACGAGUUAUAAGUCGCGAAGAAGGUUUGAAAUUCGCCCGUAAGCAUAGAGCUCUUUUUCUGGAGGCCUCGGCAAAGGGAGAUAAAUUUGUUGCAGAUGUUUUCAAGGAAAUUGUUGAGAAGAUUGUGACAUCGGACUAUUAUAGUUUUUCACAAAACGGAGGAACUAUUGACGUAAAUGCAGACGAAGACGCGGGAGCAUCAAACUGCAGAUGUUGAUAAAUGUUUAAAAUGAAUACUGUAUGUAAUUUUGUAAAAAUAUUAUAUAUGUAAGUCAAGUUAUCACCUAUUUAUAGAGAAUUUGUAUUUCGUUAGUUUAUUUAUUAAAAAUAAAGAGUAUAUAACAUUA